This is a messenger RNA of Spea bombifrons (plains spadefoot toad), 3894 nucleotides long. RefSeq names its product glutamate metabotropic receptor 1 (gene GRM1). Gene Ontology annotation, molecular function: G protein-coupled receptor activity involved in regulation of postsynaptic membrane potential; adenylate cyclase inhibiting G protein-coupled glutamate receptor activity. The record is from RefSeq and is a predicted model, not a curated record. Gene Ontology annotation, biological process: G protein-coupled glutamate receptor signaling pathway; regulation of synaptic transmission, glutamatergic. The coding region runs from base 171 to 3638 and encodes 1155 amino acids. Gene Ontology annotation, cellular component: postsynaptic density membrane. The transcript is spliced from 8 exons. Lineage: Eukaryota; Metazoa; Chordata; Amphibia; Anura; Pelobatidae.
UGAGAUCACCAUCUGUUAUCCAGACCUGUUUGCUUUAAGGUUGCUGGGGUGGGAUUUGGAGGCUCAGACAAAGUGACUGGGAACUCUACUGCAUUUGUGCUCUAGUAUUUCCCAGACACAACCCUACAUCGCUCUGCAUUCUGUGGAUCUGUGUGACAACCUGUUUUAAAAUGUUUGAUUUUUGGCCAAUUUUGCCUGCCAUGGUGGUGUUUGCUGUCUUGUCUAUAAGUUGCGGCAGAAGAACCCUGCUGGUCGGAGCUUCUUCUCCAAGGUCCGUGGCCAGGAUGGAUGGAGAUAUCAUCAUUGGAGCGCUUUUUUCUGUCCAUCAUCAACCACCCGCUGAAAGGGUGCCAGAGAGGAAAUGUGGAGAGGUCAGGGAACAAUAUGGCAUCCAAAGAGUGGAAGCCAUGUUUCAUACUUUGGAUCAAAUAAAUUCAGACCAGACCCUACUGCCAAAUAUCACCUUGGGCACAGAGAUCAGGGACUCUUGCUGGCAUUCAUCAGUAGCCCUGGAGCAGAGCAUUGAGUUCAUAAGGGACUCAUUGAUAUCCAUAAGGGAUGACAAAGAUGGGAUCAGCAAGUGUUUAGAUGCAACUCCAACUCCUCAAGGUAGAAUUAAAAAGCCCAUUGCUGGGGUCAUAGGACCAGGCUCCAGCUCGGUGGCAAUUCAAGUCCAAAAUCUUCUACAGCUUUUUGAUAUCCCUCAGAUUGCUUAUUCUGCUACAAGUAUAGACCUGAGCGAUAAAACCUUAUACAAAUACUUCUUAAGAGUUGUACCUUCUGACAUACUUCAGGCUAAAGCUAUGUUAGACAUUGUGAAGAAAUACAACUGGACAUAUGUGUCUGCAGUCCAUACAGAAGGAAACUACGGUGAAAGUGGAAUGGAGGCGUUUAAGGAACUUGCAGCACAAGAAGGUCUAUGUAUUGCCCACACAGACAAAAUCUAUAGUAACGCAGGAGAGAAGAGCUUUGAUCGACUUCUGAGGAAGCUCCGGGAGAGACUUCCUAAAGCCAGAGUUGUUAUCUGUUUCUGUGAGGGUAUGACGGUGAGAGGAAUCCUAAUGGCCAUGAGACGUUUAGGGGUGUCUGGAGAAUUUCUCCUCAUUGGAAGUGAUGGAUGGGCAGACAGAGAUGAAGUCAUAGAGGGAUUUGAAGAAGAAGCCAAUGGAGGAAUAACUAUAAAACUGCAAUCUCCUGAAGUGAGAUCAUUUGACGACUAUUUUCUAAGUCUACGUUUGGAUACUAAUUCCAGAAACCCCUGGUUUAGUGAAUUUUGGCAACACAGAUUCCAGUGUCGAAUUCCAGGUCAUCCACAAGAAAAUAAAAACUUUAAAAAGAUAUGUAAAGGUAAUGAGAGUUUAGAGGAAAACUAUGUUCAAGACAGCAAAAUGGGCUUUGUCAUUAAUGCUCUAUAUGCGAUGGCUCAUGGUCUCCAUGAUAUGCAUACUGAACUAUGUCCAGGACACGUUGGUCUAUGUGAUGCAAUGAAACCUAUAGAUGGAAGCAAACUACUUGAGUUCCUUAUUAAGACUUCAUUUGUAGGCAUUUCUGGUGAAGACAUAUUUUUUGAUGAAAAGGGGGAUGCACCUGGAAGGUAUGAUAUAAUGAACCUUCAGUUUAUUGAACCCAGCCACUAUGAUUACGUGCUCAUAGGAACAUGGCAUGAAGGGGUAUUAAACAUUGACGACAGGAUUCAAAUAAAUAGAAGUGGAACGGUCCGGUCCGUAUGCAGCGAUCCGUGUUCUUUAGGGGAAAUCAAGGUUAUAAGAAAAGGUGAAGUAAGCUGCUGCUGGAUUUGCACACCAUGUAAAGAAAAUGAGUAUGUUCAGGAUGAGUUUACCUGCAAAGCCUGUGAACUAGGCUGGUGGCCUAAUCCUGGAUUGACAGGCUGCGAGCCCAUAGUUGUCAAAUAUCUGCAAUGGAGUGACAUAGAAUCCAUGAUUGCGGUGGCCUUUUCAUGCGUGGGAAUCCUCGUUACAAUGUUUGUCACCUUAAUCUUCAUCCUUUACAGGGACACACCUGUGGUUAAAUCUUCAAGUCGAGAGCUCUGUUUCAUUAUACUGGCUGGUAUUUUUCUUGGCUACAUAUGCCCAUUCACGCUGAUAGCCAGACCAACCACCACCUCAUGUUACCUGCAACGUUUGUUGGUAGGCCUUUCCUCAGCCAUGUGUUAUUCUGCUUUGGUGACCAAAACUAAUCGUAUUGCUCGUAUACUAGCUGGAAGCAAAAAGAAGAUCUGCACACGCAAGCCCCGUUUUAUGAGUGCCUGCGCACAGGUUAUAAUUGCUUCAGUAUUGAUUAGCAUGCAGCUUACACUGGUAGUUACCCUAAUAAUAAUGGAGCCUCCUAUGCCUGUACUAUCCUACCCAAGCAUUAAGGAAGUGUACUUGAUUUGUAAUACUAGCAAUCUAGGUGUCGUGGCCCCUGUAGGCUACAAUGGACUUCUCAUCAUGAGCUGUACCUAUUAUGCCUUCAAGACUCGUAAUGUUCCAGCUAAUUUUAAUGAGGCUAAAUACAUUGCAUUCACCAUGUACACCACUUGCAUCAUCUGGCUGGCAUUUGUCCCCAUUUACUUUGGAAGCAACUACAAAAUUAUCACUACGUCUUUUGCAGUCAGCCUUAGUGUAACAGUAGCCUUGGGCUGUAUGUUCACUCCCAAGAUGUAUAUAAUUAUUGCCAAACCCGAAAGGAACGUUCGCAGUGCUUUCACUACUUCUGAUGUUGUGCGGAUGCACGUUGGGGAUGGAAAAACACCCUGCAGGUCAAACACUUUCCUGAGUAUUUUUAGAAGAAAGAAACCCAUUGCUGGAAAAACAAAUUCUAACGGAAAGUCUGUGUCAUGGUCUGAACCAGGUGGAAGACAAGUACAGAAGGGACAACACAUGUGGCACAGACUCUCCAUGCAUGUGAAGACCAAGGACACAGGGUCAAGCCAGACAGCAGUGAUCAAGCCUCUAACCAAAGGCUACCAGAAUAAGGGCAUUACAUUUUCAGAUAUAAGCAGUAACACUUUGUACAAUGUGGAGGAAGAGGAAGAAAAUGAGCCAAUAAGGUUUGAUCCACCAAGUAGCCCUGCCAUGGUGAUUCACAGGCGAUUGAAUGCAACUCCGCCGCCCUCUCAAGAGUUUGAUGAAGUUUCAGCGUACUUGCCCGAACAAGUUUCUAAGAGUUUACCUUUGCAAAAGGCUCUCAUGGAUCAGCUUCAUGGAGUGAUCAAUAAAUUUUCCACGGGCAUUACAGAAUUUAACUCAACUACUCCAACGGCAGACUUAGAAAAUAUUGUUGGUUCUAUAUAUCCAUCUCAACAUCUUCAGCAGCAGCAAGUGCUUCCACUUCAAAUGCAAACCUUUAGUGAAGUAAUGAACUCUGUGGAAGGGGUGGAAAGUGAAAAACUCAACCUCAUCCAGGAUUACAUGUAUGAUAGCACAGAAACUGCUGAUGAAGACCUUGUUCCAAGCAAACUUGUAUUGGAUGAUUCUCCUGCUUUGACACCACCAUCCCCAUUCCGGGAUUCCGUAGCUUCUGGCAGCUCUGUACCUAGUUCCCCUGUUUCAGAAUCAGUGCUUUGCACACCCCCAAAUGUGUCAUAUGCUUCAGUUAUGUUGAGGGACUACAAACAAACAUCAUCUACUUUGUAGGCAAAAAAACCUGAAAAUAAACCUUGUUUUUAUGCAGCAACACAGGGCUUGCCUGGUGGUGGAAAAUGAAAGGACUACAUUUUAUUGCAUGUGUAUUACAGAGAAAAGCAAUUAUUAAGUGUCCUAUACUAAAACUGACUUUUAAGAGGGCUCCAAGUCUAAAAUGUUUUGUUGUGUUACUUACUCACUGUAUUAAGUCAAACAGAUGCAGUAUUAAAAAAAAGCACAAUAUUGUAACUUAAAAAAAGAUCAAAAA